UCUCUCUCUCUUGCAUCAUGCACUCAUUCGUGGAUUCUUGGCCUUGAAAAUCGCUUUCCUUUCAUAUUCGUUUUGAAAGCAAGGCAACCUCAUGUUGCAAGCCACACGCCCCAACAGUGAAAGGACACUUUCAAGUGAAGUGCUCAGCAGCUCCUAAACCAAGCGGUGUUUUGUCCUAAUCUCUCCCUCUCCUUAUAACCACUUCCAUUGCCAUCAUACCCAACUCAAUCCAAGAAAGUAAAGAGGUGAUAAUGAUUGUAGCAUGACUCCAGAAUAUGGGUUCAGAAUUUUAUAUAUCAUCCUCGUUGGAAGAGUCUGACUACUCUGUUCUCUGUACUGCAGAUUAUUGAAAAAAUAUGUGUUUUAACUUCUUUGCAGUCCAUGUUCAAAUGGGUCUUCUUAGUUUGGGUUGGUGAGAUAAUAGAUAGUUGCUUGCUUGCUUCUAUUUCAUGUGUCAUCUAGUUCUUUGUCAACUUAAACCAAAUCAAUGUUUUGAUUAUCGAAAACCCAAUUGCGGCUAUGCUUUUGUUAUGGCAUUUAAUGCUGUCCAUAUUACAUUGAAAGGCUCAACUGGUGCUUGUGGCUUCUCUUCUUUCAUACAAGGAUCCCAUUGAAGAUUGUGGGCUAACGUCUGUUUUUUCUUUGAAGGGAUUCUGCAAGUUAAAGCAGAGCACGUUGUAACCCUCCCCCAGUCCACCCAUUUGAUGCUGAUUUUGAGUGUUUCUCCUUUUUUCAUCUCUCUAGAAGUUUUACUCAUUGGGUAAUGUUCCUUUGAGAUUUGUCGUUAACUAUAUAUUUCAAAUUUGGAUCUUUGCUACCUUUUCAACUUUCUGUUACAUUUACUUACUACCAAAGGGAGAAACAAGAAAACCAGCAGCAAGAAGAAGACUUAAAAGGGUAGAAUAUUUUGAUGAAUAAUCUAAUGGGGACUGUGCACAUGGAAGAAACGAAAGGGAUUGAGAAGGAGAAUUCGGAAGAGAUGGGAGAUGAGCCAGAGUACACAAGUAGAAUUGCUCCGUGGAAUAAACAGAUCACAGUUAGAGGGGUCGUAGCUAGCUUAGUAAUUGGCAUCAUAUACAGUGUGAUAGUGAUGAAGCUGAACCUCACCACAGGCCUAGUACCCAAUCUGAAUGUUUCUGCUGCUCUACUGGCUUUUGUUUUUAUUAGAACAUGGACUAAGCUUCUUCAGAAGGCUGGAAUUGUAACCAAUCCGUUCACUAGACAAGAGAAUACCAUAAUUCAAACUUGUGCCGUUGCUUGUUAUAGCAUUGCUGUUGGAGGUGGUUUUGGGUCUUAUCUUCUGGCAUUGAAUAGGAAGACAUAUGAGCAAGCUGGAGUUGAUACAGAAGGGAAUGCUCCUGGCAGCAUAAAGGAACCUGGGAUUGGCUGGAUGACUGGUUUCCUCUUUGUUAGCAGUUUUGUUGGGCUGCUUGCGUUGGUUCCUCUUAGGAAGAUCAUGAUAAUAGAUUAUAAAUUAACUUAUCCAAGUGGAACCGCAACUGCGGUUCUCAUCAAUGGUUUCCAUACUUCUAAAGGAGACAAGCUUGCUAGGAAGCAGGUUCAUGGGUUCAUGAAGUUCUUUUCAAUAAGCUUCAUCUGGGCUUUCUUUCAGUGGUUUUACUCUGGUGGAGAGAGAUGUGGAUUUUCUCAGUUCCCUACAUUUGGAUUGAAAGCUUGGAAAAACUCAUUUUUCUUUGACUUCAGUUCUACUUACGUAGGAGCAGGAAUGAUCUGUUCCCAUCUUGUGAAUUUGUCUUUGCUACUUGGCGCUGUACUUUCUUGGGGAAUCAUGUGGCCACUGAUAGGAGGGAAUAAAGGAGAUUGGUUUCCUGCUACUUUACCAGAAAGCAAUAUGAAGAGUCUAAAUGGUUACAAGGUCUUUAUUUCUAUUGCUCUGAUCCUCGGAGACGGGCUCUACAAUUUUGUCAAGAUACUAUAUUUUACUGCCAAUAGCAUCCGUGCCAGAGCAAAGACUAACAAUUCUAGAACAGAUGAGUCGAAACAAGCUCCGGAUGAUCUUCGGAGGAAUGAAUUUUUCAUAAGAGAAACUAUUCCAAUGUGGGUAGCAUGUUUAGGGUACACUGCGUUCUCCAUCAUUUCCAUCAUUGUGAUCCCUCUCAUGUUUCCUGAGCUAAAGUGGUACUAUGUAGUGGUUGCCUACAUUCUUGCACCUUCUCUUAGCUUCUGCAAUGCUUAUGGUGCUGGUCUAACCGACAUGAAUAUGGCGUAUAACUAUGGAAAGGUGGCCCUUUUCAUACUUGCAGCCAUAUCUGGAGGAAAUAACGGGGUUGUCGCAGGACUUGUGGGAUGUGGCCUGAUUAAAUCCAUUGUUUCCUAUUCUUCUGAUUUGAUGCAUGAUUUCAAGACUGGUCAUCUAACUCUUACUUCUCCUCGGUCGAUGCUUCUUAGCCAGGUGAUUGGGACUGCAAUAGGUUGUGUUGUAGCUCCUCUUACAUUCUUUCUCUUCUACAAGGCUUUUGAUGUGGGGAAUCCUGAUGGAGAGUAUAAAGCUCCAUAUGGCCUCAUAUACCGAAACAUGGCGAUUCUUGGUGUCGAAGGAUUCUCUGCCCUUCCCCAGCAUUGCUUGCAGCUUUGUUAUGGUUUUUUUGCCUUCGCUAUCGCAGCCAAUUUGGUAAGAGAUCUAUUCCCAAAAAACAUUGGCAAAUGGAUCCCUCUCCCAAUGGCUAUGGCAGUACCUUUCUUAGUCGGGGCGAACUUCGCAAUUGAUAUGUGUGUGGGGAGUCUGGUUGUGUUUGCUUGGCACAAGCUAAACAGCAGAAGAGCAGGUUUGAUGAUUCCUGCAGUGGCCUCCGGCUUGAUCUGUGGAGAUGGUUUAUGGAUUCUCCCCUCAUCCAUCCUUGCACUGGCUAAAAUUCAUCCUCCAAUAUGCAUGAGUUUCAAGUAGAAAUGCGGUUGAGAGCUCGCAAAAUCUGUAGCUUUUGACCAAUAAACUUUAUUAUAGGCACAAAUAUAGAGAAUAAUUAGAGAGCUUCCCCUUCUUAAGCAGUAAGUUGCAGGGCACGUUGAAAUAGUGUAUUGUAUACAGGAACUAGUUAGAGCAAUCAAAAAAUAAAAAAUAAAAAUAUAUUUCUUAUUUGAAAUUGGAAAACAAUAAGAUAGAAUAAAUAAAUAAAAUCAUUUGAUUUUGUUUUUUCAA
Messenger RNA from Manihot esculenta (cassava), 3157 nucleotides. Its product is annotated as metal-nicotianamine transporter YSL3-like. The coding region runs from base 911 to 2905 and encodes 664 amino acids. Gene Ontology annotation, molecular function: iron-nicotianamine transmembrane transporter activity; oligopeptide transmembrane transporter activity. Gene Ontology annotation, cellular component: plasma membrane. NCBI's taxonomy places the organism in Eukaryota, Viridiplantae, Streptophyta, Magnoliopsida, Malpighiales, Euphorbiaceae. The record is from RefSeq and is a predicted model, not a curated record. The transcript has 8 exons. Gene Ontology annotation, biological process: seed development; response to iron ion.